Molecule: messenger RNA, 1773 nt
Organism: Coprinopsis cinerea okayama7#130
Lineage: Eukaryota; Fungi; Basidiomycota; Agaricomycetes; Agaricales; Psathyrellaceae
Product: sodium:inorganic phosphate symporter
Exons: 9
Coding region: 46-1773 (575 amino acids)
Biological process (GO): phosphate ion transmembrane transport
Cellular component (GO): membrane
Source: RefSeq, a predicted model, not a curated record
GUUUUCCUUCCUUCCCCGUGGCCGUUUUCUUCGAGGACAACCAAGAUGUCCGGCACUCUGCAUCAGUGGGACUAUCUCUUCGCCAUUGGCCUCAUCUUUUCCGCUCUCGAUGCGUUCAUGAUCGGAGCGAACGAUGUCGCCAACAGCUUCGCGACGUCGGUCUCCUCAAAGUCCCUCACCCUCCGCCAGGCCUGCCUGGCUGCCGCUGUCAUGGAGUUCCUUGGCGCGGUACUUGUGGGCGCUCGUGUGACGAGUACGAUUAAGGAUGGUAUUAUCCCGUCUGAAGCGUUCCAAGGCAACGCUGGAGUGCAGCUACUUGGGUUCACUUGUGCCAUCGUCGCUUCCGCAUCAUGGUUGUCACUCGCAACCCGCCUAUCCUGGCCUGUCUCUACCACCUACUCCAUUGUUUCCGCCGUUAUCGGUGUCGGUAUCGCUACUGCUGGCUGGGACGCGCCAAAGUGGGGCUGGAACAAGGGUAAAGGUAUUGCUGCUAUUUUCUCAGGUCUUGUGAUUGCCCCUGCCCUCGCCGGUGGCUUCGGUAUCGUCCUCUUCUGCUUCGUCAAGUUCGCUGUUCUCUUGCGAUCAAACCCAACGAGAUGGGGUCUCAUCACCGCACCCCUUAUCUUCUUCCUUGUCGGAGCCGUAUUGACGAUGGCCAUCAUCUUCAAGGGUUCCCCCAGCUUGGGUCUCAAGGACUUGGAACCAGGUCCUCUGGCCGCCGCUAUUGUCGGAACUGCAGCUGUCGUCGCUCUCCUCUCCAUCCUGUUCUGGCUUCCUUACGUCCACGCGAAAGUUGUGAAGAAAGAUCACACUCUUCGCUGGUAUCACUUCUUCCUUGGUCCUCUCCUCUGGAAGCGACCACCCCCUCCUGACGCCGGUGCCAUCUCUGCCGUCCCCGACUAUCGCAUUCGUGAGACCAACGAGCUCGAUGCUAGUGGAAACCCUGUUGUCGGCAGCGAGACUGAUUCUGAAAAGGUCAACGAGAAAUCGAAAGACCAAGAAGAUUCUGAGCCUGUCCCCGAACCAAAGGUCUACCCCAGUGCUCUUGCUGAGGCCGUUGAGAAGCACCCCAUCGAAGGUGCAUGGGCUGAACCAAGGAACCUCGGCAUCGUUCUGCGCUAUCGCAUCUUCCCCUGGAUCAAGACCGUUCUCACCCACGGAACCUCCGUCGAUAUCCACGCCCUUCAAGCCGCCAAACAAGAUGCCACGACCGCCAAGCACAUCGCCGACGUCCACUCCCGCGCACGCCAAUUCCCCAACGACACCGAGCACCUCUACUCCUUCAUGCAAGUUUUCACCGCUUGCGUUGCCUCCUUCGCCCACGGUGCCAAUGACGUCUCUAACGCCAUUGGUCCCUUCUCCGUCAUCUACCACACAUGGAAGACUGGCGAGACAGCCGACAAGACUCCCGUUCCUGUUUGGGCUCUCGCCUUCGGAGGUGCUAUGCUUGUUUUGGGUCUCGCUCUCUACGGAUACAACAUCAUGCGCAUCCUCGGAAACCGAAUCACCCUGCACUCACCCUCGCGUGGAUUCUCGAUGGAACUCGCGGCCUCCAUCACUGUCAUCCUCGCUUCUCAGUUCGGUAUUCCCGUAUCCACCACCAUGUGUAUCACUGGUGCAACCAUUGGCGUUGCACUUUGCAACGGAGACAUCUGGGCGACCAACUGGCGUGCCAUUGGGUGGAUUUAUGUGGGAUGGAUCGCCACUGUCCCCAUCGUCGCUACGCUUAGUGGUUGCUUAAUGGGUAUCCUUCUCAACGCCCCUCACUUCUGA